Messenger RNA from Fusarium falciforme, 786 nucleotides. RefSeq lists its product as hypothetical. The record is from RefSeq and is a predicted model, not a curated record. Bases 1 to 786 code for a protein of 261 amino acids. Lineage: Eukaryota; Fungi; Ascomycota; Sordariomycetes; Hypocreales; Nectriaceae. Gene Ontology annotation, cellular component: fungal-type vacuole membrane. Gene Ontology annotation, molecular function: iron ion transmembrane transporter activity; manganese ion transmembrane transporter activity. The transcript has a single exon. Gene Ontology annotation, biological process: intracellular manganese ion homeostasis.
AUGAGGUUUUCACAUAGCCCAGCCCUCAAGCGGUUUCUCUCCGACUUUACGCUCGGGUUUUCCGAUGGAUUGACUGUCCCCUUUGCCCUGACGGCAGGGCUCAGUUCCUUGGGCAAAACAGACACGGUCAUUUCUGGAGGUCUAGCAGAGCUUUGUGCGGGCAGCAUUAGUAUGGGAAUUGGUGGUUAUCUGGCAGCUCGCGAUGAAAUUCCCUCCCAGACCUGUCGUCAAUCCGACUCAGUCGACGAUGAAGAAACGAGAGGCAUCCUCAGCUACGACUCAAACAGGGAAAGCGAUGAUAUUUCAGAGCCUAGCGAAAAGUCUCAGUCUCGAGCUGAGGAGCUUGUACGACAACACCUGGAGCCCUUGGAUCUGCCUCACUCUGCCAUCACGUCGAUUAUCAGCACUAUCCAAGAGGAGGUGACGGGCCUUGAACGUGCCGCUCUAAGGUUACAGUCCUAUCGAGAAGAUACUUCGUCUCCCUCAGCAUCUUUCCUUCCAUCACCCAUUAUAUCUGGACUUUCAAUCUCCCUGGGAUACACAGUUGGAGGUACCAUUCCUCUCUUCCCUUACUUCUUUGCCAAUACGGUGGGCCUGGGCUUACAAUGGAGUAUUGGACUUUGCUUGAUUGUGCUGUUUGGGUUUGGUUUCGGGAAGAGCUGGAUUUUGAAGAGCCAAGAUUCCAGUGCUCUAAGAUGUCUCUUUGAAGGGCUGCAAAUGUUGAUAUUGGGGGUGGCAGCAGCAGCGGCAGCAGUUGGGUGCGUGCGGUUGGUUGGAGAGACGUGA